Molecule: messenger RNA, 1079 nt
Organism: Corythoichthys intestinalis (scribbled pipefish)
Lineage: Eukaryota; Metazoa; Chordata; Actinopteri; Syngnathiformes; Syngnathidae
Gene: ak6
Product: adenylate kinase 6
Exons: 6
Coding region: 181-705 (174 amino acids)
Cellular component (GO): cytoplasm; nucleus
Molecular function (GO): ATP binding; ATP hydrolysis activity; AMP kinase activity
Source: RefSeq, a predicted model, not a curated record
AAAAUGUCGUAAAUUGCAUGAAGGCUAACGUAAAGUGCAGUGAUACGACAAUUUACGGCAGUGUUUCUAUUUGCGAAUCAUAAAGGUACUAAAUUCAUCCGAGACAAAACCACAAGGCUGUUAUUAGUGUUAUCUUUUCAGGUUGCUGUAAAUAGCACACGUGUUGGGUGCUCGCAAGCUAUGAAAUCGAGGAGACAACCAAACAUCCUGUUAACAGGGACCCCUGGUGUAGGAAAAACAACUCUGGGGAAGGAGCUUGCUCAGCGGACUGGGCUCACCUAUGUUAACAUAGGAGAUUUGGCUCAGGAAGGAGAUCUUUAUGAUGGCUAUGAUCAAGUGUACCAGUGCCCCAUUUUGGAUGAAGACAGGGUUGUGGAUGAGCUAGAUGAAAAGAUGUCGGAGGGAGGUGUUAUUGUAGAUUACCAUGGCUGUGACCUCUUCCCUGAACGCUGGUUUCAAAUCGUCUUUGUUCUCCGAACAGACAAUACGCAGCUUUACACACGGCUAGAAAACAGGGGCUAUACAGGAAAGAAGCUGCAGGACAAUGUGCAAUGUGAAAUAUUUCAGACCAUCUACGAGGAGGCAAUGGAAGCCUACAAAGAAGAGCUUGUCCACCAGCUGCCCAGCAACACUCCUGAGGAUCUGGAAAGCAACUUGGAGCAGAUAGUACAGUGGACUGAGCAGUGGAUAAAAGACCACAAUUAGACGGGACUGGCUAUCAGAUAAAACAUUGUAUGUUUGGGGAAAAAAAAAAAAAUUUUUUUUUUACCCAUUUCAAACUGCACUUACUUUCAUAAAUACUGCCAUUGUGAAGGCUAUUCACAUAUAGUCCACCCUUAAAAAUAGUUGUCGUUUGCGAAAGGAUGACUUUGGAAAACAGCUAACGCUGCUCAGCAGCAAAUGCACAACAUCAAAGCUAUGACGGAGAAAACAUGCCUAAAAUUGCAAAUGGCCAAAGAGCAUGUUUUUAUUGCAGCAAAUGGGUUUCCUACUAGGCACACAAUACCUAGUGCCUAGUAGAGUAGCGGAUGUUUUCAUCAGCGAAUGGGGAUCCUAAUAAAAAUACAAAUACACAAUGA